AUGGCGGGCAAGGCGCCUCAUAUCAGUGAGGUGCCCAUCACGUGGCGGAACUGGUACCAGCAUCUCAAUUGGCUGAAUGUCUUUUUUGUCAUCGUUGUCCCUGUCUUGGGCUUCCUUGGGGCGAUCAGGACGCCCUUGCACCCCUAUACUGCCAUCUUUGCUGCUGUGUACUACUUCAACACUGCACUUGGGAUCACCGCGGGCUAUCAUCGGCUCUGGUCUCACACAUGUUACAAGGCAAAGCCGCUACUUCAGGUCUACCUAGCUGCCGUUGGUGCUGGUGCAGUUCAAGGGUCCAUCAGGGCUUGGUCACGAGAUCAUACCGAGAAGGACCCCUACUCGGUCCGCAAGGGUCUCCUACACUCUCAUCUGGGCUGGAUGAUCUUCAAACAAGACCCCAAAAAGCUCGGUCGAGCCGACAUGACCGAUCUCAAUCAGAACCAAAUCGUGAUGUGGCAACAUCGGAACUACCUACCAGCUGUGAUCAUAAUGGCUUGGGCCCUUCCGGCUCUGGUGUGCGGUCUGUGGGGCGACCAGAUGGGCGGCUUCAUCUACGCCGGCAUCCUGCGGUGCUUCUUCCUCCAACAGGCCACGUUCUGCGUGAACUCGCUCGCCCACUGGAUCGGGGAGCAGCCAUUCGACGACCGCCGCUCGCCCCGUGACCACUUCCUGACCGCUGUGGUCACCCUGGGCGAGGGUUAUCACAACUUCCACCACGAGUUCCCUUCGGACUACCGAAACGCCAUCGAAUGGUGGCAGUACGACCCCACGAAGUGGAUGAUCUGGCUGUGGAAACAGGUCGGGCUCGCCGGCGACCUCAAGCGCUUCCGCCGGAACGAGAUCGAGAAGGGCCGCAUCCAGCAGCUCCAGAAGGCGCUGGACCGGAGGCGCAGCCAGUGCGAUUGGGGCCUCCCGCUGGAGCAGCUGCCCAUCAUGUCCUGGGAUGACUUCGUGGAGGAGACCCGGGUGAAUGGAAAGGCCCUGCUGGUUGUGGCUGGUGUUAUACACGAUGCCGCAGAUUUUGUCCAUGAACACCCGGGUGGCAGGUCUCUGCUUGCUGGGUAUAUCGGCAAAGACGCAACUGCCGCAUUCAAUGGUGGCGUUUAUGACCACUCCAAUGCGGCACACAAUCUGCUGGCGACCAUGCGAGUUGGUGUUCUGCGCGGUGGGUGCGAGGUGGAAAUAUGGAAGCGUAAGGGCUCCGAGAGAAGUUUUGUCCCGGAGGACGACAUCUAUACACAUGUGGACACUCAAUAG
Molecule: messenger RNA, 1257 nt
Organism: Diaporthe citri
Lineage: Eukaryota; Fungi; Ascomycota; Sordariomycetes; Diaporthales; Diaporthaceae
Exons: 3
Coding region: 1-1257 (418 amino acids)
Biological process (GO): unsaturated fatty acid biosynthetic process
Cellular component (GO): endoplasmic reticulum membrane
Molecular function (GO): stearoyl-CoA 9-desaturase activity; heme binding; iron ion binding
Source: RefSeq, a predicted model, not a curated record